Rangifer tarandus platyrhynchus (Svalbard reindeer) is the source of this 4698-nucleotide messenger RNA. The record is from the annotation of a GenBank genome assembly. NCBI's taxonomy places the organism in Eukaryota, Metazoa, Chordata, Mammalia, Artiodactyla, Cervidae.
AUGGCCUCGGAGUUGGGUGCCGGGGACGAUGGCGGCUGCACUGAGCUGGCAAAGCCCCUCUACCUUCAAUACCUGGAGAGGGCCCUCCGGUUGGACCAUUUCCUGCGACAAACAUCAGCCAUCUUCAACAGGAAUAUUUCUAGUGAUGAAAGUGAAGAUGGACUGGAUGACAAUAAUCCUCUAUUGCCCCAGUCUGGGGAUCCCUUGAUACAAGUUAAGGAAGAACCUCCAAAUUCAUUGCUUGGUGAGACUUCUGGAGCAAGCAAUUCUGAAAUGUUAAACACAUACUCAUUGAAUGGAGUUCUACAGUCAGAAUCAAAAUUUGACAAAGGGAAUUUAUAUAACUUCUCUAAGUUGAAGAAAAGCAGAAAGUGGCUAAAGAGCAUUCUGCUCAGUGAUGAAUCCAGUGAGGCAGAUUCUCAUAGUGAAGACAACGAUGAAGAAGAAGAUGAUGAUGAUGAAGAGGAAGAACUCAGUCUCAACAGAGAAGAUCUUCAUAAUAUGUUGCGACUGCACAAAUACAAGAAACUUCACCAGAAUAAGUAUAGUAAAGAGAAGGAGUUGCAGCAAUACCAAUACUACAGUGCAGGGCUGCUCUCCACCUAUGACCCUUUCUAUGAGCAGCAGCGGCACCUUCUAGGACCCAAAAAAAAGAAAUUCAAGGAAGAAAAGAAACUUAAAGCUAAGUUGAAAAAAGUGAAGAAGAAAAGGCGAAGAGAUGAAGAGCUUUCCUCUGAAGAAUCCCCUCGUCGCCACCACCACCAGACCAAAGUUUUUGCCAAGUUCUCUCAUGAUGCACCUCCUCCUGGCACCAAGAAGAAGCACUUAUCCAUUGAGCAGCUCAAUGCCCGUCGCAGGAAAGUGUGGCUCAGCAUUGUGAAAAAGGAACUACCAAAGGCCAACAAGCAGAAAGCUUCAGCUCGUAACUUGUUUCUCACCAAUAGCCGCAAGCUCGCCCACCAAUGCAUGAAGGAGGUGCGUCGAGCCGCAUUGCAGGCCCAAAAAAACUGUAAGGAGACUUUACCUCGUGCCCGCCGUCUCACCAAGGAAAUGCUUCUGUACUGGAAGAAGUAUGAGAAAGUGGAGAAGGAACACCGCAAACGUGCAGAGAAGGAAGCCUUGGAGCAGCGGAAGUUGGAUGAAGAAAUGCGGGAGGCUAAGAGGCAACAGCGAAAACUGAACUUCCUGAUCACCCAGACAGAGUUGUAUGCCCAUUUCAUGAGUCGUAAACGAGACAUGGGUCAUGAUGGGAUCCAGGAAGAAAUCUUAAGGAAACUGGAGGAUAGUUCUGCACAGAGACAAAUUGACAUUGGCGGUGGGGUGGUAGUUAACAUCACACAGGAGGAUUAUGAUAGUAACCAUUUCAAAGCCCAGGCCCUGAAGAAUGCUGAAAAUGCUUAUCAUAUUCAUCAGGCUCGGACAAGGUCAUUCGAUGAAGAUGCAAAAGAAAGUCGAGCAGCUGCCUUGCGGGCAGCAAACAAAUCUGGCACUGGGUUUGGGGAGAGUUAUAGCCUGGCAAACCCAUCUAUCCGGGCUGGUGAGGAUAUUCCACAGCCUACAAUUUUUAAUGGCAAAUUAAAAGGUUAUCAGCUGAAAGGCAUGAAUUGGUUGGCAAAUCUCUAUGAACAGGGUAUUAAUGGCAUUCUUGCAGAUGAAAUGGGCCUUGGUAAAACAGUACAGAGCAUUGCCCUCCUGGCCCAUCUGGCUGAGAGAGAGAACAUUUGGGGACCUUUCUUAAUAAUUUCACCUGCAUCCACACUUAACAAUUGGCACCAGGAGUUUACUAGAUUUGUUCCUAAAUUUAAGGUGCUACCAUAUUGGGGAAAUCCUCAUGACAGGAAAGUCAUCAGGAGGUUCUGGAGUCAGAAGACCCUUUACACUCAGGAUGCCCCCUUCCAUGUGGUUAUCACCAGUUACCAGCUGGUGGUACAGGAUGUAAAGUAUUUCCAGCGAGUCAAGUGGCAGUACAUGGUAUUGGAUGAGGCUCAGGCACUCAAGAGUAGUUCCAGUGUUCGUUGGAAGAUACUCUUGCAGUUUCAGUGUCGGAAUCGGCUUUUGCUAACUGGGACCCCCAUUCAGAACACCAUGGCAGAGCUCUGGGCUCUGUUGCAUUUCAUUAUGCCAACGUUAUUUGAUUCACACGAGGAAUUUAAUGAAUGGUUUUCCAAGGACAUUGAGAGCCAUGCCGAAAACAAAUCUGCCAUAGAUGAGAAUCAACUCUCUCGCUUACACAUGAUAUUGAAGCCAUUUAUGCUGAGGAGAAUCAAGAAAGAUGUGGAAAAUGAAUUAUCUGACAAGAUUGAGAUUCUAAUGUAUUGCCAACUGACCAGCCGACAGAAACUGCUGUAUCAGGCACUGAAGAACAAAAUUUCCAUUGAGGAUUUAUUGCAGUCUUCUAUGGGCUCUACCCAGCAAGCACAGACAACCACCAGCAGCCUCAUGAAUCUGGUCAUGCAGUUUAGGAAGGUAUGUAAUCACCCAGAAUUAUUUGAACGACAAGAAACUUGGUCUCCAUUUCAUAUUUCCUUAAAGCCAUACCAGAUUUCAAAGUUUAUCUACCGUCAUGGGCAGAUCAGGGUCUUCAACCAUUCACGAGACAGGUGGUUAAGGGUUCUUCUUUCUCCAUUUGCACCGGACUAUAUCCAACAGUCUCUCUUUCACAGAAAAGGUGUUAAUGAAGAAAGCUGUUUCUCUUUCCUUCGCUUUAUUGAUGUAUCUCCAGCUGAAAUGGCAAACCUCAUGCUUCAGGGACUUUUAGCCAGAUGGUUAGCUCUUUUCCUGUCUCUGAAAGCCUCCUACAGGCUCCAUCAGCUGCGCUCCUGGGGAGAGCCGGAAGGGGAGAGCCAGGAGAAAUAUCUGAGAAACAAGGAUUUCCUUCUUGGGGUUAAUUUUCCACUCUCCUUUCCCAACCUUUCCAGCUGCCCUUUGUUAAAGUCUCUGGUUUUCAGCAGCCACUGUAAAGCAGUGAGUGGCUAUUCAGACCAGGUCAUCCAUCAGCGGAGAUCAGCUACCUCCUCGCUUCGUUGCUGCCUGCUCACUGAGCUGCCAUCUUUUUUGUGUGUGGCCAGUCCACGAGUCACCGCAGUGCCAUUGGAUUCUUACUGCAAUGACCGAAGUGCAGAAUAUGAGCGGCGAGUGCUGAAGGAAGGAGGGAGUCUGGCAGCCAAGCAGUGUUUGUUGAAUGGGGCCCCUGAACUUGCGGCAGACUGGCUGAAUCGACGGUCCCAGUUCUUUCCAGAACCAGCUGGAGGACUGUGGAGCAUUAGGCCUCAGAAUGGCUGGUCUUUCAUCAGAAUUCCAGGCAAGGAGAGCCUCAUCACUGACAGUGGAAAACUGUAUGCCCUUGAUGUCCUGCUGACUCGGCUCAAGUCUCAAGGACAUAGGGUCCUUAUCUACUCCCAGAUGACCAGGAUGAUAGACCUGCUGGAGGAAUAUAUGGUUUACAGGAAGCAUACCUACAUGAGGCUUGAUGGCUCAUCUAAGAUCUCAGAGAGACGGGACAUGGUUGCUGAUUUUCAAACCAGGAAUGACAUUUUUGUGUUCCUGCUAAGUACACGAGCUGGAGGACUGGGUAUCAAUCUGACUGCUGCAGAUACCGUGAUUUUUUAUGAUAGCGAUUGGAACCCCACUGUGGACCAGCAAGCCAUGGACAGGGCCCACCGCUUGGGGCAGACAAAGCAGGUUACUGUCUACCGACUCAUCUGUAAGGGCACCAUUGAAGAACGCAUUCUGCAGCGAGCCAAGGAGAAGAGUGAGAUUCAACGGAUGGUGAUUUCUGGUGGGAACUUCAAACCAGAUACCUUGAAACCCAAAGAGGUGGUUAGUCUUCUUCUAGACGAUGAAGAGUUGGAAAAGAAAUUGAGACUCCGGCAAGAAGAGAAACGGCAGCAGGAGGAAACCAACCGAGUUAAAGAACGCAAGCGCAAGCGGGAAAAGUACGCAGAAAAGAAGAAAAAAGAAGAUGAAUUGGAUGGCAAAAGGAGAAAGGAGGGUAUGAACCUGGUGAUCCCAUUUGUUCCCUCGGCUGAUAACUCCAACCUUUCUGCGGAUGGGGACGACUCCUUCAUCAGCGUGGACUCAGCCAUGCCCAGCCCUUUCAGUGAGAUCUCCAUCAGCAGCGAGCUGCACACCGGCUCCAUUCCCCCUGACGAGAGCAGCAGUGACAUGCUGGUCAUUGUGGACGACCCCGCCUCCUCAGCCCCUCAGUCCCGAGCCACCAACUCUCCUGCUUCCAUCACGGGCUCUGUCUCAGACACUGUGAACGGGAUUUCCAUUCAGGAAAUGCCAGCCGCAGGACGUGGUCAUUCAGCCCGAAGCCGAGGCCGCCCUAAAGGUUCGGGAAGCACAGCCAAAGGAGCCGGGAAGGGCCGGAGCCGGAAGUCCACUGCAGGCAGUGCUGCCGCCAUGGCGGGAGCCAAAGCAGGGGCUGCUGCAGCCUCCGCCGCUGCCUAUGCUGCAUACGGGUACAACGUGUCUAAAGGAAUCUCCGCCAGCAGUCCUCUGCAGACGUCCCUCGUUCGGCCUGCUGGCCUUGCUGACUUUGGACCUUCAAGCGCCUCUUCUCCCUUGAGCUCCCCUUUGGGCAAAGGAAAUAAUGUUCCUGGGACUCCCAAGAGCCUCCACUUGACCAGCAGCCUAGCCCCAGACUCCCUGAUCCGGAAACAGGGCAAAGGCACCAACCCCUCAGGAGGACGGUAA